This is a messenger RNA of Apis cerana (Asiatic honeybee), 2241 nucleotides long. It is a transcript of the gene mst, whose product is annotated as misato mitochondrial distribution and morphology regulator. Gene Ontology annotation, biological process: mitochondrion organization. Gene Ontology annotation, cellular component: mitochondrion; cytoplasm. NCBI's taxonomy places the organism in Eukaryota, Metazoa, Arthropoda, Insecta, Hymenoptera, Apidae. The record is from RefSeq and is a predicted model, not a curated record.
AUUUUUAAUCCAGUUUGAAUUAUAUAUAAAUUUGUAUAAAAAUUUAUCAUAUUUUUUUAUAAAUUUUUUUUUUCCCCAAUUUAAAAAUGUAUUAUAGAAACAUUUUAACAUUUGAUUAUGAAUUAAAUAAGAUAAAAAUAAAUAAACAAAAAUAAUAAAAAUAUUCUAAAUUUAAUAUGAUAUAAAAUAUAAUAAAUUUUAGAAUAUUUAUAUAUUCAUAAAAUUAUUAAAAUUUAUAAUAUAUAGAUAUGAAUUAUCUAUAUAUUAUUUUCAUUUUCAUUUUAUCAUAUAUAAUAUUUUUUAUAUCCUGAAUAACAUUAUUUACCAUUUCAAUUUUAUCACAUUAAUUUACUUAUCGUAUUACCAUUAUCAAAUUAAUUUAUUAUUUAUUCAGAAAAAAAUCCAUUUGUUUCAAAAAGUAAAUGUUAUUAAAUUUUGACUUAUAAAUAUACAAUACAGUUUUGUUAGUUUUUAAAACUUAACCUUAUUUUUUGUAAUUCUUUGUUCAAUAUAAUACGAUUUUGAAUGACACAGCAUAUAUUUAAGAAUUUAAAUUGGACAAUAUACAUAAUAUAAAAUGACAUCUCGAGAAAUAUUAACUAUUCAAUUAGGUCAUUAUUCCAAUUUUAUUGGUGCUCAUUGGUGGAAUAUACAGGAAACUAAUUUCUCUUAUGAUCCUGAUAACCCAUCAGAAAUAAAUAAUGACGUAUUGUAUAGAGAGGGUGAAAAUUUAAAAAAACAAGUUACUUAUACUCCCAGAUUACUUCUUUUAGAUUUGAAAGGAGCAUUUGGAUAUUUAAAAGAAGAAGGUUCUUUGUAUGAUACUCAAUCAAAAGAAGUUCAACAAUCCUUAUGGGAUGAUGAAAAAGUGGAGAUCUUGAAAGAAGAAACAAUUGAUAAACCUCAAUUUAUUAAAAGUUUAGAUGAACCAUCUACAACCUCAGAUUCAGCAUCAACAUCAUUUAAUUUGGAAAAUAAUACUAAUUCAUGGGUAGAUUAUCUAUUACCUAGAUUUCAUCCUAGAACAGUGAAUGUCAUUAAACAAUAUAGACACAAUGACACAAUGCAUCCAUUUAAUGUUUUUACUUAUGGAAAUAAUUUAUGGAAUACGGAACAAUUUUCAGAUGAUUUUUCAGAAAGAAUAAGAACAUAUGUAGAAGAAUGUGAUUUAAUGCAAGGUUUUCAGGUAAUUUUAGAUUCUGUGGAUGGUUUUGCUGGAAUUGGGACAUCAUGCAUACAAUAUUUAAGAGAUGAAUAUGGAAAAAGUAUAGUGUCAUUUCCAUGUAUGGACAGUAAAAAAUCUGAACCUUCCACAUCUAACAUGAUUAAGAUACUUAAUACAGCUUUAUGUUGGCAACAUUUAGGAGAACAUGCUUCAUUAUUUAGUCCACUCUGUUGUGCACAAACUGUUUGGCCAAAAAUUGAAGAUCCACGAAUAUUUAAUUAUUUAACAUAUAAUUCUGAACUAAAAUAUCAUAGCAGUGUACUUUUAGCAACUGCUUUGGAUACAUUAACUAUUAGGUAUAGACGAAAAGAAUAUCCAAACGUGGUUUUAUCCGAUUUAUGCGCAGAUCUUAACAAAAUGGGUAGAAAAGCAGUCGCAACAAGUUUAACUUUACCAUUCCCAAUGAGUGCAAAAACAGAUUUAAUUGAUGUACUUGAUAAUUUCGAAGGAAAUUUGUGGACAAGUUUAACACCAAAUUGUGAUAUAUCAAUGGAUAAAAAUAUGCAAAGCAUAGUAUUACGAGGAAUUUCUGAAGAAAGAUUAAAACGGCCUAUUUCUUAUGCAAUGAAACAAAUAUCAAAACCAGCAUAUAGAUGUUCUACCGUACAUGAAAUGAUGAUGCUUUAUUUAUCAUGUAAUAGUCAUGCAUCAGCAACAUAUUUAUCAAAUAUUUCAUCACCAUUGAACAUAAGAUUUCCAUAUCCAAAGAUUUUUAAUAAUAAUAUUACUGAAACUGGAGAUAUUAUUGAUUGUCCUUGGAGAUUAUUAGAAGGAACAGAUGUACAAUCUGUUCCUGUUAUGGCUGGUUUACAUAGUGGAAAUAAUCUUAGUGCAAUGUAUGAGUCUUUAUAUAAUCAGUUAAGUAGAAUAAAAAGUAUAAAAAAAUUUCAUGUAUUUACAGACUCUGGUUUGGAAGAAGAUGAAUUUAAUGAAUGUCUUAAUCAUUUGCUCGAUUGUAAAGAAAAUUACGAAGAUCAUUACAUUUAAAUAUUACUAACUUUAUUCAUAUUACAUUA